This is a messenger RNA of Tuber melanosporum (Perigord truffle), 254 nucleotides long. RefSeq lists its product as uncharacterized. The record is from RefSeq and is a predicted model, not a curated record. The transcript has a single exon. The coding region runs from base 1 to 102 and encodes 33 amino acids. Lineage: Eukaryota; Fungi; Ascomycota; Pezizomycetes; Pezizales; Tuberaceae.
AUGCUUUUUGCAUGUGAGGAAACCCAUGUGUUUUUAUUUUUGUCUUUGUCUUAUCUUCCUUUCCAUCCUAUCGUGGAGUUUUACCGGGUGCAUAGGGAAUAGGGUCUGGGUAUGUAAAGUAGCAUCUCUCGUGGUAUGAUAUGCGGGGGAUGUGGGGGUUUUGUACGAGUAGGGUGUAAUAUCAUGUGUUCCUCCUGCUUGAGGAUUUCUGGUGCUAUUCUAUUAUAUUAAAUGGGGAGAAUGUCUCACGCCAA